Messenger RNA from Bipolaris sorokiniana ND90Pr, 210 nucleotides. RefSeq lists its product as uncharacterized. Gene Ontology annotation, molecular function: phosphorelay sensor kinase activity. NCBI's taxonomy places the organism in Eukaryota, Fungi, Ascomycota, Dothideomycetes, Pleosporales, Pleosporaceae. The transcript has a single exon. The coding region runs from base 1 to 210 and encodes 69 amino acids. The record is from RefSeq and is a predicted model, not a curated record. Gene Ontology annotation, biological process: signal transduction.
AUGGAGCGGCUGCUUCUCGGCAACCUCGCACACGAGAUGCGUACGCCGAUGAACGCAGUCGUCAAUUAUCUCGAGGUCGCCUCUGAAUCAAAUCACGAUACAGAGACGAAUGCAGCGUUGGAUCAGUCUCGCUCUGCAUACUCGUCCCUCAAUAGCGCAAUCCGGCACUUAAUCGAACAGUCCAACAACACCGAGUCGGUCAAGGUUUAA